Rotaria socialis is the source of this 2196-nucleotide messenger RNA. The record is from the annotation of a GenBank genome assembly. Lineage: Eukaryota; Metazoa; Rotifera; Eurotatoria; Philodinida; Philodinidae.
AUGAGUGAUCACGAUGACGCCUGCGAGAUUGUUGAAAUCGAUUUUGAAGUCGGACAUAGUUCAAUAAUUCGAUCUGAAGCUACAACUCUUCAUAAUCCACCACGUACUCACGAUUGGAAAAUAUAUUUACGUUCCGCUGAUGUUAAUGGUGAUUUAAGUUGUUUAAUACAGCGUUGCAUAUUUCAUCUUCAUCCUGAAUAUCCUAAUCAUAAACGUGAAUUAAAAUCAACACCAUUUGCUAUUCAAGAAACUGGCUAUGCUGGCUUUCAUCUACCAAUCGAAAUAUAUUUCAAAACCAAAAACAAACCGAAAACAUUUCGUAUUGAAUACGAUCUUGAUUUACAUAAAAGUAUCGAUGGACAUCCGUUUCGACAAAAGCAAAGCUACGUACGAAAAUAUCGCUGUACCUUUCGCAAUCCUGAUUGUGAAUUUCGUCAAAAGAUUCUUGCUGCUGGCGGAAAGAAAAAGAAAAUGAGCAAUAAAAAUAAAGAACAUAGCAGGGUUUGUCGUUUAACUGUUGUUAAAAUAGUCGAUAGUGGCCCAAUAGCUUCGAAUAAUACAGAUACCGAUGCGAGUGAUACAGACGAAGGACAAGUAUUAACACGUGAAACAGUCAUUCGUCAUUCUCCACAGCAGAAAAGACCUAUUUCACCAGCGCCUACAGUAAAUGUUGUUAACAAUAAAAAAGUAAAACUUGAACAAUCAACAAAUGAUAUUAAAAACAAAAAAGUACAAUCAGUAAUUAAGAAUGACAGUCUUAGUAAAACAAUAGUUAAUAGUAAAAAAUCUAAAUUCGUGUCAUAUAAAUCUUCCUCUGUAAUAGAAGGAAAAGUUUCUAAAAUCUUACCAAUAAAAGAAUCAAAUCAAACAAUUAUUGCGAAAGAUAAUACUGAAAAUUUAUCAUUAUCUAAAGUGCGAACAUCAACAAAAUUAGUUAAAUCACAAUCAACCAAUGAUAUUACAAAUUCCAUUCAAUCGACAAUAAGUAGCAUAAAAAAGAAAGAACCUAUUACUUCUCCAUCAAAAAGUAAAUUGGUAACAAAUCUACAAAAUGGACCAAAGAAAACAAUCAAUAAAAAUCCUUCGAAGCCUUCAAAUAAAACAGAACAGACAGUAACUUCGAUUGUUAAAUCACCUUCAAACAAUAUUAUUAAACAAGAGCUAUUAUCACAAUCACGAUCAUCAUCAUCAUCAUCAUCAACUAAUACUUGUUCCAAUAAUACUAAUACAUCAGUUCCAAUUACUAAUCUUAAAAAAAUUCCCAGAAAACCUGUACCGACACGACCGUCGUCUACAAUUGUAGAAAAAAAGUCUCGUCCAUCGAUAUCUUCUUCUUCGACAAAUCGAAAUUCGAUUCGAAAUUCACAAAAACAACAAUUAGUAUUAUCUACAACUCAAUCUAAUGCGAAACAAGAUCGUUCUUCAUCAUCUAUUAAUAGUUCUACUAAUAGCAAUUCUUCAGGCAAAGCUAAUAUUUCUAAAAAACAUUCAAUACAUCAAUCUUCGAAUUCAUCUCAACAUGACCAAUCAAAUCGUUCUUCAUCGUCACCUAAUAAGCCAUUAACAAAAACUAAAAAGUCAACUCUUCCUAAACUUUUUUGCAGUCCUUCUCAAUCCCAAAUCGAUCUUCCUAUUAAUUCAACUAUUUUAUCAUCAUCAUCAUCAUUAUCAUCGUCAUCUAGUGGUAUAUCUCAACCAUCAGCGUCUAAUUCACCAUUCACUCAUGUCUUUCAAAAUGAAAAUAAUCAUAGUCAAGCUUCAAUGGAUAUUGAUGAUAAUCCUUGUCGACGUUCAGAUAAAUCUGAUUCACCUCAUGAACAAAUUCUGAUUCAACCAAUACAAAUUUCAUCAAAUCCAAUCGUUCAAUCUGACCAAGUAGAUAUGAAUGAUAGUGAUACAUCAAUAGACGAUGGUAACGAUGAUGAAGAUUUACCAACUAGUCUUACUAACGAUGAUUUACGUUACAAAUUAAUAUAUAUUUAUAAACGUUUUCAAUUAAACUCCAUGAAUGAUCUUAUUAUAUUUGUUCGUUUCUUUAAACGACAUCAAUUAAUUGAUACAUCAUCAUUAUCAAUGGCAAAAAACAAAAAUGAAAUGUUUACUUAUGAUCUUUUUUCUCUCAGUCCUUCACACAUUGGUGAAUUAGCAAGUGAUCUUGGCUAUACAACAACGAAUAUGUUUAAUUCCAUUGCAUAG